CGAAAUAGGCAAGAAGCUGCAGCUAACAAAUACAGAAAAUUCAAAAAAACAAACCCAAAAUUCCAUAUGAGGUGACGAUUCUGGAAUUAAUGGGUUCACUGGAUGUAUAAUGACCAAAAAAGAAGCAAAGUGCAGACGCCAUCUCUCUUAUUAUUAAAUAACUAAUAAACAUCUUGCUUCCUAUAAAUCAGAUACAUUGAACCUGGAUAUCUUCUUUUGGGCCUAUAAAACGCCCAUCAACUCCUGAUUGCUAACCGAAAACGCAGUCUUUUCUGAUCUUACACACAGCCUUAGCAUCUCAGUCCCUUUACCAUUCCUAUUAUUUCGGGAAAUGGCUUCAACCAUAGCGGUGUCCUCUGCACAGACGAAAUCGCACCGCCGGACUCCGUCACCAGCGGCGGAGGCGGAGGAGGUGUUGAUGAAGAGGAACGAGGAGUUAGAGAGAGAGUUGAGGAAGAGCGUGGAGAGAGAGGAGAGGACGAGGCGAGAGCUGGAGAGGACGUUGCAGAGGCUGAGGGUGGCGGAGGAUGCGGAGGAGCGGCUCUGCUCGCAGCUCGGCGAGCUUGAGGCCGAGUCCGUCGACGAGGCCCAGGCGUAUCGGGCUCGCUUUUUGUCAUUAAUGAAUCAGCUUUCCGCUGCGCAAAAGCUUCUUCAAACAGCUUCGAUUAAUUCUCCUCUCCCCAAUUAUUGAGAUAUAUAUAUAUAUUGUAUACACGCAAUCUUUCAUUUCAAUUUUAAUUUUUUUUUCCCUAUGCUAGCGAUUCUAUGUCAACCGAAAAUGUUAGUCGAAAAUUUUGAUUAGACUAUUAGGUAGGAGAAUUAUUAUUCUCCUCAAUAUGAAUAUGUACACAAGUUUUGAGUAAAAUUUAUUUAUAUUUUUGUGAUC
Cornus florida is the source of this 886-nucleotide messenger RNA. RefSeq names its product protein RESPONSE TO LOW SULFUR 3-like. The coding region runs from base 332 to 691 and encodes 119 amino acids. The record is from RefSeq and is a predicted model, not a curated record. NCBI's taxonomy places the organism in Eukaryota, Viridiplantae, Streptophyta, Magnoliopsida, Cornales, Cornaceae. The transcript has a single exon. Gene Ontology annotation, biological process: cellular oxidant detoxification.